GACCAUUGAUGCACCUGGAAUGGGUUUCGACCCAUCAUUGUUUGCUCAAAUGGACUACUGCUGCUUGCUUCUCUGGAGGGAGCUCUGGGCAGUCUGUUUCCCACUGACAGCCCUUGCAGAUAGUGCAGUGUAAGGAGGACUGGCAAAUGUGGCUGCUCUACCUGAAAUCUGCAUUAGACAGGCAGACUGGAACUGACGUUCUCUACAGUGCUUUUAGAAUGUAAUGCAUCGAAUCUUGGACCAGUCCAGACGUACAUGAUUUCCCCAAAAAACUUGCACUAAAUUAACCUUGGUGGUAAACUGUAACUCUCUGGUGCAGCCGUCAUUAAGAAUUUCAGUGUCUUGUUUUAGAUAAUUAGUUUGCAAUCUGUUCUUUCAAUUACAUUAGUAAAUGUAGAUUUAUAUAAUUAAAGACAAUUUCUAUUAAGAUAUCCAGCUAAAUGUUUUGCAGAUAUAAAGGAUCCUUGCAGUAUCAUCCAGGAAGAAUAUUAUGUGAAGAAUCUGAUGGUGCACAGAUGACUGGAGUGAAUGAUCCAACCUGUUAUUUUUCCUUGAUCUAAAUUGUAUGUUUUUAUCCCUGAUGAACUUGGACCUCUGGACAAAACCAUUGACUUCAGAAUUGUUGGCUUCAGCAAGCAGAAACUGGCACGCCAGCGUCUCGGCUUUCUAAGUUUAAGAAAAUUUGGCAUGUCAUUGAAAACCCGUUAACAAAUUUCAACAUAUGCACUGUGGAAAGCACCUUGACUGGUUGCGUUAUGGCCCGCCACAGCAAAUCCAAUGCAAAAGAAGGCAGGAGGAUGCAGAGAGUGGUGGACUCAACCCAUCCAUCACGGGAACAGCUUUCUCUCCACCAUCGAAAAUCUUCAGGUGUUGUUGAAGAUAUCGCUCCUGCUGUUUUGUGGGGUUUUUGUUCCCGUCUGCUGUGUUGACUGUGAUCUUGACCAUUGUAAAAAUGAGGGCACCUGUGUGGUUGUUGAUGGGAUUAAUCAAUGCAACUGUCUUCAUGGGCUCAGAGGCGAGACUUGUGAAGAUAUAAAAAUGGAAGUCAAGUGUGAGCAAACCUACAUAAAAGUACUAAUCAUCAAAGAUUACUUUGAUUGGAAAAAUGUCAGCAUGGACUCUGUACAAUUGGCUGAGGAUGCCUGCAAAGCUGCAAUAGAAGUUGUAAAUGGAGAAGAAUAUUAUAGCAUCAGUAUACAUCAUAACAAUUAUUCAUCUUGUGGUACGGUUGUGCUGAGUAAUGCAACACACAUCAUGUACAUGAACGGAUUGGAGACUCGACAUACAACAGGCAUUAUCACCAGGCUUCCUUCUGAAACAAUUGACUUCACUUGUGUGUACCACCGUGAAAGGACAGUGCAACUUGCAUUUCCAAUCCAGCCAAGGACUGCAGUUGCAGUGCUGCAUGUGCAAGAGGGACUAGUCACAGUAUCAAUGGCACUCUAUCAAAGUCCCAAGUAUGAGACUGCUUAUGUGGAAUUGCCAGUCAUACCUUGGUUGGAAAGAUUGUACAUCAGUUUGAAGAUUGAACCUGGAGAGCAAAACUUCUUUGUUUUGACUAUAAAUGAUUGUUGGGCUACACCAACCAAACAUCCAAAUGACUCUCCUCAGUAUUACUUAAUAAAGAAGGGAUGUCCUGCUGAUGAAACUGUGCAGUAUCAUAAUCAAAUCGGGAAUGAGACAACAGCCAACUUCAGUGUGCAAAUGUUUCGUUUCACCAAGUAUCCAGUCGUGUUCCUGCAUUGCAGGACUGAAAUUUGUGUUCCUGACAGUCUGGAGCCUUGUAUGAGUGAUUGCCUGAGCCAAUCAUCACUAAAAACCAAAAGGGAAACCCACACUGACUACAAAGGGUUAUUGACUUAUGGACCUAUUCAAUGGACCCAUCUUAAGUCGCACAUGCCUGAAGUUCAUAAACCUAAUCUUGUGCUUGCUACCAUUCCUGGUAUAGUUGUGAUAUCUUCAAUGGUGUUCCUUGUCCUUGCAAUUACUUUGGCUAAAGUAAUGAGAAAGUAAAUUGACUUUACCUUUAAUUGUUUACCGUUUAUAAAAAAAAAAAAAUUUAAAACAUUGUAAGAAUAAACCAUUACCUAACUAA
Molecule: messenger RNA, 2095 nt
Organism: Amblyraja radiata (thorny skate)
Lineage: Eukaryota; Metazoa; Chordata; Chondrichthyes; Rajiformes; Rajidae
Product: pancreatic secretory granule membrane major glycoprotein GP2-like
Exons: 10
Coding region: 778-2013 (411 amino acids)
Source: RefSeq, a predicted model, not a curated record